AAAUGAAAUCUCCUUAGUUUAUUUGCCCAUAUAAUUUAUGCUUGCAUUGCAUUUAAGAUGUUUUUUUUUUGCUUUGUUUUACAGACUGUAAGAUGGCACAUUGAACUACAACCAUGGGCAAGUCCAACCCCUUCCCUCAACUAUGAGGCCUCAAGGUUUCUAAAGUACAUUAGCACUUCUCAGAUUUCAUGUGAACACAUGAACACAAACAGCUUGAAAGAGUACUCUGAAACCACAAAAAAGCCCUGGUCAGUCUGUCUUGAUGAGAGGUUUAGCCUCAUCCAUCGAAUCAGAAGCAAGAAAUGCCGUCUCUAUUCACUUGGGUUAGGCAAUGAUGACAACCAGUUUGAGCUCAGCAUGGCCAACAGUGGAUGUGAGGUGCAUCGCUUUGACCCCAGCAUCAAGUCAGCACACAUUCAGGAGGGCCGGCACCUCUGGUACCACCGCCUCUCCAUUGACUGGAGGGAUCCCAACCCAGCCAUUGCAGCUCAUAAACUUCACAGCAGCACUAAGAAGCUGGGCACGGUAUUGAAUGAAUUUGGACACCAGAAGAUUGAUGUCCUCAAGGCAGACGUGGAGAGCGCCGAGUGGAAGAUUUUGGAAAACCUAAUCCUGGAAGAUGUUGUUGAGCAGAUAGGACAGCUGGUCUUUGAGGUGCACAUCCACUGGCCUGGCUUUGAGGUCAGUGGCAAUGACAGCACCGUGGUGCGGUACUGGUACAGUCUGCUCCGAGAGCUGGAGCUGAAGGACUUCAGGCUUUUCCAUACCUACAAAGACUUAUCAAAACCACAGAUGUUUCUGAAAAAGGAAGCCUUCAACGCCAGUAGCUGUUACACACUGAGCUGGGUAAAUACAAGAUGGAAAUAGCAGACAGGAAUUUAUGAUGUGUGAUUGUGAACCAUCUGGCCCCGUAGUGUUGUUGAAGAGGAUUUUGGUGUCACUGGCUAAAGUUGCUAAAUAUGCACACAGUGACUGCUAACAAAAUGAACUGGCUUUUAUAUUUAUAUGUUGUCAAAAGAACUGCCACUAGGAGAAGAUAUAUGGUGCAGAUUUGUACAGCAAUAUAUUUGCCGGAGGGUACAUUGUCCCACAGGACAGAGGUUUCUGCAAAGGUUUGUCUGGGGGAGCUAAGAGUAUGGCUUU
Lonchura striata (white-rumped munia) is the source of this 1143-nucleotide messenger RNA. It is a transcript of the gene METTL24, whose product is annotated as methyltransferase like 24. The record is from RefSeq and is a predicted model, not a curated record. Lineage: Eukaryota; Metazoa; Chordata; Aves; Passeriformes; Estrildidae.